UAUUAUGGCUUUCUCACAAUCAGUUAUAAAAAGUCAGGCUCCUGUAAGUUGUGGUCUAUGUGAAACUGAUAGACAAAUUAAGUGGAAAUGUUUGGAAUGUAGUCUACUUAUGUGUAAUCAUUGCAAGGAAAAGGUGCAUUCAAAAUUUAAAACUUUUCAGGAUCAUAAGAUCAUUGAUAUCAGAGAGAUAGGAUUGCAUGCUGAGGAAUUGGAUUUUAAAAACAUUAAGUGCAAAGAACAUGCUGAACAUAACUGUUGUCUCUUCUGUAAAACCUGUGACAAUUUAGUCUGUCCAACUUGUGUGUCCAAAGUUCACAAGAAACAUGACCUUAUUGAAAUAAGGGAAGGAUAUGAUAUGAAAAUAGACGAACUGAAAAAAGGACAAACUAAUAUUCAAAAGGAAAAAUCAAAAAUGGUAGCUAAAAUGGAUCAGAUGAACAAACUUACAACUGCAGAAAAGUCAAAAUUCACAAAAGUAAGUCAAGAUAUUCUUACUCAUGAAAAAUCUGUCAGAGCUGCAGUUGAUAAUUAUUUUAAAGGGCUUAAAAAUGAACUAGAUCAAGGUCAUAAAACUGCUAUGAAGUCUAUUGAAUCUGAUCAAAAUGCUGUGUCCGUUUCAAUGAAGCUGGUAGAAGACAAAGACAAUGAAGUCCAGGACUUAAUUCAGAUUACUGAUGCUACAAAAUUCUUCUCCAAUGUCAACUUGAUUGAAGAAUCCUUGACAGUUCUAACACCACAAACCAAGUCAAGUUACAACUCUACACCAAUAUUUAUACCAGGAAAGAUCACACUGUCUAAUGUUGGAGUCAUACAAAGUGAUCAUACUCCAUCAGCUGAAUCAAAUGUUGUUUUAAAUAUCAAUAAACAAUAUCAAACAGAACUCAGUAUGAUUUUACAUUUAUCUACAUCCCCUGACAAUUCAUUAUGGAUAAGUUCUCAAUCAGAUGGAGAUUUACAAAAAGUUGAAUUAGAAGGAAACAAGCUGAGAGUCAUAUCUAACUUCAACAUUGUGCUCUAUGGCAUGGCAGUACUUCCAUCUAACGAUGUCCUGUUGUCCACAGGGAAAACCAAAGUCCAACAACUUAAUAUUACCACUGGCAAGUUAACAGACACUGUAUAUAAUGUGGAUCCUUUAUUUUCUACAGACAUCCACAUUGUCAGUGAUAAUAAAGUAGUUGUAGGAGGUAAUUAUGAUAAACUAGGAAGAAAAGCUGUAUUUGUAAUGAAUGAUCAAGGAGAACACCAGACUGUGUAUGAACAUGAUCAGCAUAAUAAACCUAUAUUUACCUAUACAAAGAGUAUAACCAGUACCAGUAAUGGGAAUAUACAUGUGGCAGAUUAUAACACAGAUAGUGACAGAGGUAGAGUGGUGGUGUUAGGACAUGGAGGGGGUAUAAUCAAUUCAUAUACAGGACAUACAGAUGUCAACAAGGACAUACCAUUUAUACCAGUCAAAAUAGUGGCAACACCAAGAGAUAAUGUCAUUGUAGUGGAUAUGAACAGUAACUACCUGCAUAUUCUAACCAAUGCAGGUCAGCUCCUUACAUUCUACAACAUAAAAGACAUAGGAAUAAUAUUGCCUUUCUCCCUAGCCUUUACACCAACAGGGCAGCUCUUCAUUGGAUGUACCAAACCUAAAGGGGCUACAACCAAGGAAGCCAAAUUAUAUGAAGUCAAUAUAUCAGGUUGUUAAACUAUUGAUAGAAACAAUAAGUAAAUAAGAGGCUGUCAGAGUGACAGCAAACCAGAUUUUCCUGCAUGAAAAUGAUAUUUGCAAAUCUUGACCCCCAAACAGGAUCAAGUAAAAAAAAAUAUAUAUAGCAUUCAGAAAAUUAGUUUAUACAGAAUAACAAACAAACCUACCACAAAAUUCUUCAAACAAUUUACCAAAGAAAAGAAAAAAAAAUCCAAAAUAUCAUUUAUCAUUAAUACAGUGUCUUUUAAAAAUCUAUAAAACUUAUCUGUAAUUAUCUUCAAAAUGUCUAAUAAUGAAAAGUAAAUUUCAACUAUAUUUAUACUGACCUACAGAGCUUAUCAUAAACAACACUUAGGAAACACAAAAUUUUCAAAUAAAUCUGUCACUCCAAUUAUAAUUUUGUGAUUGAUAAUAACCACAUGCUUUGUUAUCUUAAAAACACUUAGUGUAAUCAAACUUUAUAUAUAUAAUUAAUAGUUCACAUUUUUUCUUUCUUUCAUUUGUCACAAACUAAUAUCUGCAACUUAUCUAUCAAUGUCAACAACUUUAUCUAAACAAUGUAAUGUAAUGAAAUAUAUCCUUUAAUAAAGAUAGAUUAUUAUCUAAUGAAAAUGAUAUUUGCAAAUCUGGACCCCCAAACAGGAUCAAGCAAAAAUUAAACAUUAACACACCCAACAAAAAUAAAAUACCACAUAACAACUGUGACAUCUACCUUCAAAACACACAUGACUUAAAAAAGAUAGCUAUAUAUAAAGAAAUUUUUGACAAUACCUGACUGAAAUCAAUUGAACAGAUACAAUCAUUGAUAGACUAUCUAUCCAUAUACUUAUUAAUUACACCAUUUCUGUUCAAAGGGAAAUAACUCAAAAUAAAAAUAAAUCAUAUAAUAAAUUAAUAUCACUUUUCGCUACUGAAAGGUCUACAACUCAACAACGAGAAAACUAAAAUCGUGAAAAUUGAACUUGACCUUCAUUUAGUCACAGGAAAAAACAUAUCUAAAUUUGAAAAGAUUUCGUUAAAGGGUUUUCAUGUUAAUGAACGGACACUGUUUGGCAGCCGCCCGCCCGCCCACCGUACAUCCGCAAAUCAAUAACCAAUUUUUCCUUCGAAAAUCUGGUUUAAAAUGAACCAUUAAACAGUGUUGCUUAAUCAUAAUUGGUUCAAAAAAUUGAUAAUUACAACUAAUAAGUUAUAAUUUAAUUUUGGAUGUUACAUGUCUUCUGAUUGGCUGAAAGUGUUUUGUCUAUCAGCUCAUAGACAUAAUUUUGUCAUGUGACAGUGAAGUCAUCAAUGUUUUUCUCAUGAUUUACUCCUUAAAAAUAGAAUUAAAUUAUAAGGAAUGACUGUAAUAUUUUUUCUGUCUAUUCGAAAUAACCUCAGAAAUGUGGUGCACACUUUUAAAUAACCCGCAAUACUAUGUAACAAGCAAAUAUUACAUUAGGCAAAGUUAAAAAAAUUACUGGGUUAUUUCAAAUUAAUCCAGAAUUUGACUUUAGUUGAUAACUAUUCUAUAUCAUAGUAGAUCCUAUGAUUGUUAACAUGACCAUAAGAUGUGUCAUGAUUUUAGUCAACUUUAGAUUGUCUAUCAUUUUAUUUAUGAAAAAUCAAUAAGCUAUACCAAAAUCAUAUGCAAGAUAAUGUUUAAUGGUACUGUUCUAUGAAAAUAUUAGAUACAUAAAAUGAAGCAAACAUAAUGACCUAAAGCCCAUUUAUUACACAUACCCUAUCUGAAGGUAUAUACUGUUUACAAUUUUUUAUUUUAAAAAUUGAAAUAAAAUAAACAAACUUGUUUGUAUAUUUAUGUAUAAGAAGAUAUUGUUGCUGUAGGAAAUGUACAUACUAGGAGAUUGGAUAUAUACAGCAUUUUUUUAAGUUUUGACAUGAAGUUUAUAGUUAAGGCAUAAAGUUAUAAUGUUUGAUUUUAAGAUACAGCUGUUUAAGUUUAACAAUCUCCUAAUAAUUUUUUGAACCAUGUUCCUUAUUUUAGAGAUAAGCAUGUUAAUUUAUUUAUCCAGUGCAUAUUAUUAGACAAAUUUCAAUUCUAUAUAUGUUUUGGUUUAUUCUUUCAAUUAAACAUGUUGAUUGGAAUCCAUUAAACCAAAGUGCAAAUAGAGAUGUUCAUAAUAGUAAUACAUGUCAUACUGUCAUCCAGACAAUAAUUUCAAAAUCCCUUUUCAGUGUUUUCUGUGCAGUAAAUUUUGAAACAAUCACAAUAUUUAUUGUACAACAGACAAAUUUCUUGACAUGAAAAAAAAAUUUAAUGCUGCAUUCAGAAUGUAUAGGAAUUUUUUUUAGGUUCAUCUGACCUUUACCUCAUUUCAUAUUUCAGUAAUUGAGUUUUAGUAAUUAGGUCAAUUUCUAUGAUAAUUUUACAAAUAGGUCAUAUAUAUUUGGUCAGACGUAUAUAUGUCUCAGAUUUGGUUUCUAGAAUGGUUGUUAGGCAGGGUUCAUCUGAUCUUGACCUCAUUCUCAUGGUUCAGUGAUCAUUGUAAAGUGUUUGUGAUAGGUCAGUUUCUCCCAUAAUAUAAUUAAAAUCAUUUGAUUGUUUGCUUGCUUAACCUCCAUAACU
This is a messenger RNA of Mytilus californianus (California mussel), 4265 nucleotides long. Its product is annotated as E3 ubiquitin-protein ligase TRIM9-like. The record is from RefSeq and is a predicted model, not a curated record. NCBI's taxonomy places the organism in Eukaryota, Metazoa, Mollusca, Bivalvia, Mytilida, Mytilidae. Gene Ontology annotation, biological process: positive regulation of DNA-templated transcription. The transcript has a single exon. Gene Ontology annotation, cellular component: chromatin; nucleoplasm. Gene Ontology annotation, molecular function: zinc ion binding; ubiquitin-protein transferase activity. The coding region runs from base 5 to 1693 and encodes 562 amino acids.